AUGGGUGAAAUCGGUUUGGGUUGGUGGGUCCAAUGGCUGUGCAGAGAUAGAACGGAGCAAGGUUGGGCAAGGAGAGGUUGGAAUUUGGAAGUGAGGAAGAAGAAGAAGAAGAAGAAGACGAAGAGAGGAUUUGGGGAUAGGGAUUUUUGUAGAGGGAGAGAGAGAGAAGGCUCAAGAGCUCGUUUGCUGAAGAGGAAGGUGUAA
Molecule: messenger RNA, 204 nt
Organism: Prunus armeniaca (apricot)
Lineage: Eukaryota; Viridiplantae; Streptophyta; Magnoliopsida; Rosales; Rosaceae
Source: the annotation of a GenBank genome assembly